Prunus dulcis (almond) is the source of this 3390-nucleotide messenger RNA. RefSeq names its product pentatricopeptide repeat-containing protein At2g22410, mitochondrial-like. The record is from RefSeq and is a predicted model, not a curated record. Gene Ontology annotation, molecular function: RNA binding; protein binding. Bases 1 to 2010 code for a protein of 669 amino acids. Lineage: Eukaryota; Viridiplantae; Streptophyta; Magnoliopsida; Rosales; Rosaceae. Gene Ontology annotation, biological process: RNA modification. The transcript is spliced from 6 exons.
AUGUCCUUCACCGCCAAAUGCCCGACCGUUGUUUCCCGCCUCAAAAACCCUCUCUUUCACCAUCACUCUCUGCACACCACUGUCCCUCAAAAUCCCACCAAUUUCACCCAAAAUUUCAAGAGCCCCACGCACCAAACCCUGCACCACCUCCUAGAGCAAUGCUCCUCCAUGAGAGAACUAAAACAACUCCACGCCCAAAUCAUCCUCCAUAGCCUCACCAAUGAAAACCUCACCCUCGGAAAAUUCAUCUCCUUCUGCUCCGUCAACCACGCCGGCAACCUCCACUACGCGCAGCUUUUGUUCGACCAUGUUCAUGAACCCAAUAAGUUUAUGUACAAUAGUCUCAUAAGGGGCUACUCAAAUAGUGAUGACCCAUUUAAGGCUUUCUCGCUGUACUGCCAAAUGGUUUGUUCAGGACUUUCGCCGAACGAGUUUACGUUACCCUUUGUUCUUAAGGUUUGUGCUGGGCAGUCUGCGUAUUGGGAAGCUGUGGUUGUUCAUGGUCAGGCGAUUAAAAUAGGAAUUGGGUCUCAAGUUUGCGUGCAAAAUGCUCUUAUUAAUGUCUACGGUGUUUGUGGGUCGAUCCGGAGCGCUCGGAAUGUGUUUGACGAUAUGUCCGAGAGGAGUCUGGUUUCGUGGAAUUCGAUGAUAGGCGGUUAUGCUAGAAUGGGUUCAUGCAAGGGAGCUUUUUUAUUGUUUAGGGAGAUGAGAGAUUUUGGGGUUGGGCCUGAUAAGUUCACCUUGGUUAAUUUACUUUCUGUUUGUUCACAGUCUUGUGAUUUAGAAUUGGGACGGUAUGUGCAUCUUUAUAUUGAGGUUAGUGGGAUUGAAGUUGAUCAAAUUCUGAGAAAUGCUCUUCUGGAUAUGUAUGCUAAGUGUGGCCAUUUGCACUUGGCACAAACAAUUUUUUAUCGAAUGACUCACAAAAAUGUGGUUUCAUGGACGUCAAUGGUUAGUGCAUAUGCUAAACAUGGGCUCAUUGAAUUUGCCCAGGAAUUUUUUGAUCAGAUGCCACUGAAAAAUGUGGUUUCGUGGAAUUCAAUGAUUUCAUAUUAUGUCCGAGAAGGCCAAUGCAGGGCGGCCUUGGAUCUCUUCCAAAGAAUGCUUAAUUCUGGUGCGUUGCCUGAUGAAGCUACCUUGGUUUUCAUCCUUUCAGCCUGUAGUCAAAUUGGUGAUUUGGUCAUUGGAAAGAAAACCCACAGUUACAUUUGCAACAGCAAUGUAGCACCCAGUGUAACUCUUUUUAAUUCCCUUAUAGACAUGUAUGCAAAAUGUGGUGCUGUUGGAAUCGCCAUGGACCUCUUUACUCAGAUACCAGAAAAGAAUGCAGUAUCAUGGAACAUUAUCAUUGGGGCCCUUGCACUGCACGGUUGUGGAUUCGAAGCAAUUAGGAUAUUCAAACAGAUGCAAGCAGGUGGAAUCUGGCCCGAUGAGAUCACCUUCACUGGAUUGCUUUCUGCUUGUAGUCACAGCGGGCUUCUAGACAUGGGGCGAUAUUACUUUGAAAGAAUGGAGUCUAUUUACAGAAUAUCACCUGAAAUUGAGCACUAUGCUUGUAUGGUUGAUCUGCUGGGGCGAGGGGGUUUUUUGGAAGAAGCAAUUAGGCUGUUAAUAGGAAUGCCAAUGAAGCCCGAUACUGUUAUUUGGGGUGCUUUGCUUGGUGCUUGUAGGAUCCAUGGAAAUGUAGAUUUAGGCAAACAAAUUCUGAAGCAGCUUUUAGAGUUGGAAGGACAUGGUUCUGGGCUUUAUGUACUUCUCUCGAACAUAUUUGGUGAAGCUCACAGAUGGGAAGAUGUUAAGAAGAUCAGGAAACUAAUAAAAGAUGGUGGAGUCAUAAAGAGUAGAGCAGUGAGCUCCAUUGAAAUUGAUGGCUGUGUUUAUGAAUUUAUGGUUGAUGACAAGAGACAUGAAACUUCAAGCAGUAUAUACUCCAUGCUUGAUCAAUUAACGGAUCAUCUUAAGUCUACUGGGUAUGCUCCAAGUGCAUUUUUGGAUAUGGAGGAAUUGUAGUACUGCUGUAUCAGAUGUUCGGUGAUUCAUGCCAUGUCGGAUGAUCAAGAUAUGCGGAAGAUGGGGAGGCUUGCCUCCUCGUUCCCUUUAACCUAUGCCAGUGUGGAAUUAAGAUUACAGAACAGAGCUUGAGCAACUGAAUUCAGACUAUUUCUAGCUCAGGAAAAGAAUCAUUAACAUGGAAAACAUGCAGCAAGAACCUAACACUAAGUGAUGCAUCAUGGUCAUCGCCAAUAACAUUAUAAGACAAAUUCAACAAAUGUGAAAAGGCACAUUGAAAACAAUGAGUGCGUAGCAAAACUUGGAAGGAUGACCACAACCAACUUGCAGGUCACAAAUUUUCCGGAGCUUCAGUCAACCUGCAGCUCAUAGGUUGUGCAGCAGCUACAGACGGAUGGGAACAACUAGAACUUCCUUAUAAGUUUUAUUCAAUAUUAUCGAAUGCAAACUAUAUAGCCAAAAGAAAAUCCAAAGUACAAUCUUACAAAGCAUACUGAGCCAAACAAGGAAAGAAGAAGGAAGGGCACAUCCAAUCCAAGAACCAAUUUGACCAUGGAAGGGAGGUCUUCCCAAAUCUUGAGGGGCUAUAAGAGGUGGGGUCUUGACAACCAUGCAUGGAUAAAGUGCUCUGGAUCGAAGAACUUUCAUGGAAGUAAGUGUGUGGGCUGCACUAAUAGAAACAGUAAAGGGCGGCCGAGUUUGGAUGGAUUUGAAUAAUAAGUUAAAACAAAAAUAAAACAAAAAAGGAAGAAGCUUGGCACCGGGAUACAUGGAGCAUGCAGAUUGCAGAGAUGGGGCUCGAACCAGCAGACCCCCCGGAUCAGCUUACGCCACCCUUUGUCGGAUUGUUUGCAAAUAUACACAUAAUUUUGCUACUUGUUGAUUGAGUGUUGCACUUUCCAAGGCCCUUCUUUUCCACGUGCCCUUCCUCAUGCCUUGCAGCGAAGCACCUUGCACUCUCCUCACCAUGCCACGUUUUCCUCUUCAUUUUUUCCCAUUUCUUUCUUCUUUUCAUUCUUCCUUUCUAAUUCAUUCUCUGCCUCUGUGGACACUGCUGCCCUUGGAGUUGUCCCAAUUUUCCCCUAAUCUGCCACUUGCAGACGUUGCAGUGUAGCAGCCACUCAAAUCUCUUUUUACCACCAACUGUAUAUUCACUCUUUUCUUUCUUUCUCUGUUAAAUUACCCUCUUCCUCUUCCAAUUUCACCUGCAGUUUUGUCCGUGGAUUUUUGAGUGACAAGGCUCCUCUCCUCUCACUCAACUGCUCCCAUGUGAAAAAUCUGUAUGGAAUGAGAUAUUUUGUGUCUUGGCAAUGUGAAUAUCAUGUGACAAUUGGAGAGUGGUUCUAGGUUUUACAAUUACAAUCAAGAUUUUCCAUCUUU